GAUAUGCUUAAGAAAGAAUAACUACCUCUUAACUCACUGUCUUUACACAAAACAGAAUGAGCUCUCAGCUCGUUCCCAACACAACAACCUUAAUCCCUACAAAUAUCUACAAACACCCUUCACCUAGUCUCUUAGACCACUGCACUUCCACAAAACACCUUCAUCAAAUCCUUCCCUUAAUCAUCAAAACUGGUUCCUACUACAAUGACCACUUGUUCCAAACCAAGCUCAUAAACAUGUUCUUCAAACAUGGCAGCAUCAAUGAAGCAUCUCUUGUCUUUGACACUGUUGAACAUAAACAAGAUGUUCUUUACCAUGCCAUGCUUAAAGGGUAUGCAAAAAACUCAUCUUUAUGUGAUGCUUUAUGUUUUUAUCAUAGAAUGCAAAAUGAUGGUGUUAGGCCAGUUGUGUAUGAUUUUGCUUAUUUGUUGCAAUUGUGUGGGAAAAAAUUUGAACUUGAAAAGGGUAGAGAGAUUCAUGGUCAGGUGAUAGUUAAUGGGUUUGAGUAUGAUUUGUUUUCAAUGAUUGGUGUUAUGGGCUUUUAUGUCAAAUGUGGGGAGAUCGAUGAUGCGUUUAAGGUUUUUGAGAGAUUGUCGGAGAAGGAUUUGGUGUCUUGGACUAGUUUGAUUGCGGGAUAUGCGCAGAAUGGUUAUCCCAAGAGAGCUUUGGAUUUGUUUUAUCGGAUGCAGGAAGCUGGCUUAAAGGCGGAUUCUGUUACAUUGGUUAGUAUUUUGCCAGCUGUGGCAGAUAUUAAGGAUUUGAGAAUUGGAAAGUCUAUUCAUGGUUAUGCUCUUAGAUUGGGAUUUGAGUCGAAGGUUAGUGUUAUAAAUGCGCUUUUGUAUAUGUACUUUGAAUGCGGGUGUGAAAGGAUUGCGAGGUUGGUUUUUGAGGGGAUGAUUAACAAGUGUGCGGUUUCGUGGAAUACAAUGAUUGAUGGUUAUGCACAAAUUGGUAAAUCUGAGGAAGCGUUUGCUACUUUUUUGAAGAUGUUGGAUGAAGGAGUUGAACCUACACGAGUUGCAAUAAUGGCGGCUUUGACCGCUUGUGCUGAUUUAGGUGAUCUUGAACGGGGGAGAUUUGUUCAUAAAUUAGUGCUUCAGAAGAAACUUGAUUUUGAAGUGCCUGUUAUGAAUUCUUUAUUAUCCAUGUAUUCAAAGUGUAAGAGAGUUGACCUUGCAGCCUCAAUCUUUGAGAAUUUGAAGAAGAAAACAAACGUCACGUGGAAUGCCAUGAUAUUAGGUUAUGCUCAAAAUGGAUGCGUUAAUGAGGCUUUAUAUCUGUUUUGUGUGAUGCAAUCUCAAGAAGUUAAACCUGACUGCUUUACUUUAGUGGCUGUAAUUACUGCUCUCGCUGAUUUAUCGGUUAACCGGAUGGCCAAGUGGAUUCAUGGACUUGCAAUAAGGACUUUUAUGGACAAUGAUGUCUAUGUUGCUACUGCUCUUAUUGACAUGUAUGCAAAAUGUGGAGCCACUCAAACUGCGAGGAAGCUUUUCGACAUGAUGCAUGAACGACAUGUGAUAACAUGGAAUGCGAUGAUAGAUGGAUAUGGCACACAUGGCCUUGGAAAAGAAGCUAUUGAUAUCUUUGACAAUAUGCAGAAAGAAGCCGUUAUACCAAAUGAUACAACAUUUUUGUCUGUUAUCUCGGCUUGUAGUCACUCGGGUUUCGUGGAAGAGGGUCUCCAUUUCUUUCAAAGCAUGAAGGAAGAUUAUGGCCUGGAGCCUUCAAUGGAUCACUAUAGUGCUGUGGUCGAUCUCCUUGGUCGUGCCGGAAAGUUACAUGGUGCUUGGAAUUUAAUUGAAGAGAUGCCUAUCAAACCAGGGAUUACCGUUUUAGGUGCAAUGCUCGGUGCUUGCAAAAUUCAUAAAAAUGUCGAAUUGGGCGAAAAAGCAGCAGACAAACUAUUUGAGUUAGAUCCAGAUGAGGGUGGGUAUCAUGUUCUGCUAGCAAACAUGUAUGUCUCUGCAUCAAUGUGGGACAAAGUGGCCAAGGUUAGAACAGCCAUGGAGAAAAAGGGUAUCCACAAAACUCCAGGUUGUAGUUUUGUUGAAUUGAGAAAUGAAGUUCACACAUUCUACUCAGGAAGUACGAAUCAUCCUCAAGCGAAGAAAAUCUACGCUUUUCUUGAGGCUCUUGGAGAUAAGAUCAGGGAUGCUGGUUACAUACCUGACACCAAUUCUAUUCAUGACGUGGAGGAAAAAGUGAAGGAGCAAUUGCUCAGUAGCCAUAGUGAGAGGCUUGCUAUUGCAUUUGGACUUUUAAACACAAACCAUGGUACACCAAUACAUGUAAGGAAGAAUCUAAGAGUUUGUGGAGACUGCCAUGAUGUUACCAAGUACAUUUCACUUGUGACAGGGAGGGAAAUUAUAGUGCGUGAUUUACGUAGGUUCCAUCAUUUUAAGAAUGGAAUCUGUUCUUGUGGCGAUUAUUGGUGAAUCAAUAAGAAUGGACGUUGAUUAGAGAGAGAAAACUGAAGAAAUUCACUUGGACUGAUUGGCACAUCCAUGGUGUAUGCAUGUCUCCUAUCACUGUUCAUAAUUUAUUCAACCUAACAACUUGCUCGAGGUGUUUUCUAAGAUGGAUGUGAUAAGGUGAGCAAUCAGGAAGCAGUGGAUGUUGCUUGUCAUUGUUGUGUAGGGAACAAGUUAAUUAUCAUAACCGCGGAGAAGGUUACAUUGAUGCUACUCUUCGACAACAAAAGAAAACUUUGAAGAGAAUAUACACAGCGCUUUUGCUGGUGCCAUGUAAGUGUUGCGGCUACAUUGAUUCGUGUUCAUUUACUGUGAAGCUCCUUUAUCUUUAGGCAUGAGAACAUUAAGGAAAGUUGAAAACCAAGAGGCGUGUAACAUAAGCACAAGCUUUUCCUCUUCUCGAUUUAGUUAUGUCUCAAUUGAUAGAAACCAUGUAGAUAUCAAACUACAACAUAUUUAAUCACAAAGUAUAUAAUUUGACGGAUAGCUCUAUUUUUUUUCCUAAUGGUUGUGAGUGAAACCACUUAGACGAGAGUGAGGAAUGAAAGAGAACUUCUCUUUACCUGAAAAGUGUGUUUUUGGUAUGUCAAUCGCCUAAAGGUCAUCAGAUGAGCGUAGGAACUUCUCAUCGAACAUCAAAUGGAUAGUCCAACCCAAUAUAGGUCACUUACUAAACCUUCCUAAUACAAUAUUUAUCAAUUUAUCAAUCACUGUAAUCAAAUUAUAAUUACCCUAUUUGAUGUAUAAUUAGUUCAAAAAGUAUUCUAAAUAAUUGAUAAAUGUUAAU
Molecule: messenger RNA, 3258 nt
Organism: Medicago truncatula (barrel medic)
Lineage: Eukaryota; Viridiplantae; Streptophyta; Magnoliopsida; Fabales; Fabaceae
Product: pentatricopeptide repeat-containing protein At1g11290, chloroplastic
Exons: 2
Coding region: 57-2435 (792 amino acids)
Biological process (GO): RNA modification
Molecular function (GO): zinc ion binding; RNA binding; protein binding
Source: RefSeq, a predicted model, not a curated record